Folsomia candida is the source of this 4974-nucleotide messenger RNA. RefSeq lists its product as uncharacterized. The transcript has 4 exons. Lineage: Eukaryota; Metazoa; Arthropoda; Collembola; Entomobryomorpha; Isotomidae. The record is from RefSeq and is a predicted model, not a curated record. Bases 1 to 4974 code for a protein of 1657 amino acids.
AUGCGGAGAAAAAGGGAAGAUGAUGACUUCCGCCGAGCCGAAGCCCCCAAAAACGCUAUCGCCAAGAAAUUACAAAGAAUGGAUGAGAACAUGCGGCACCAAGAACAACAACGAGACAGAGUAGGAAGAGCUGAGCGCAGAAGCGAUGACAUCUAUCGUGAGGAGGAAAAAGAGCGGGAUAGGAUGCACCACGCUACCCGCCGAGAGGACGAGUCUUACCGCGACAUCGAAAAAGAGCGGGAUAGGAUAAAACACGCUACCCGCCGAGAUGAUACAUAUUUCAAGCAGGCCGAGCAACAGCAGAACACAAUUAGAAAAGCUAUUUCACGUCAUAGGGCCCAGGCGGAUUUUGAUAUUUUGUUAAACCCAGACGAUGCUACCCCAAGUGAUACACACAUUGAUGAUAUUCAAGAUCUAUCUAUCAAUGACAAUUCCCAAACUGAAGAUAAUGAUCCCCCCUUAACGGAAACUCUUAUGCAAGAAGACCAACUAAUCAUGGCGGUUGCACCUGGAGAAGGAAUGCGCCCGCUGUCGUUACUUUUGGAUCUCGACACUGAGGAGCUGUCCUUCCCUUCUAUUUACUGCGGAAUCAAACGAAAAUUGAAUCCAGAAGCUGACUUAUCAUAUACUGAUAUUGCAAAGUCAGAACUUCGCAGAUUUGAUCCACGUUGCAGAAGAGCUGACAAAAUCUUAUACAGCUAUCGCCUGGUCCAAACUCACAGAAUCGCGAGUAACAUAAACAUAUGUAUUCGAAAAAAGAAAAAGCGUGGAAUCGUGACUGUUGGAAAUCUACUUAACAGACAAUGUGUCCAGAGCUUAAUUCAACACGACGACGGGUAUCGACUUUUAUCAAACAUAGUGAACUCACCGUCGUAUUUGGAAGAGAAGAAGAAGGACGUUAUGGCCAUGAUUCGUCAAUUGGGCCUUCCAACAUUUUUCAUUACGACAUCUGCCGCGGAGACGAAAUGGCCCGAGUUGAUUUCAAUGCUUCACAACAGAAAGUAUGGGACUGAAUUAACUGAUGAAGAAGUUUCCAACCUAAAAUUCGAUGAUAAGGCGGAUCUCAUACGACAUGACCCCAUAGGAUGUGUAAUGGCUUACGACAGAAGGGAGAAGGCAAUGGACAGAUUUUUGAUCAAGCCAUCUGGUGGAAUAUUUCACCCUUAUUUGCACCAGGACUUUUUUAAGAGGAAAGAAGUUCAGCAACGCGGGUCAAUACACACUCAUAGAAUGGACUGGAUUCAGGAUGCCCCGAAGUUUGAGAAAGAAAAUCCCUUAACACAUCAAGCUUGCUGUGAAUUCAUAGAUGAAUUCAUAACCUGCAGAAAAGAUGAAACCGGUGACAUGAAGGAAGUCCUUGCAUACCAGAUACAUAAUCAUUCUCAUCCAUGCGAAGACAAAAGGCGAGGAUGCAGAUUCGGUUUUCCUAUUCCACCCAUGAGGACGACCAGAAUACUACUUCCAUUACCUCCGGAUCAAGUGAAGUUAUAUAAGCAACAAUUUACCAAUAUUAAAGAAAAGCUUUCCACAUGUGGACGACAUGCAGAGGAAAUUAACUUUGAUACCUUUCUUCAAGAGCUGGGUUUGAAUGAAGAAGAUUACAUUCUCUCGAUUCGUUCCAACCUCAGAAUUCCUAAAGUGUUUCUUCGGCGUGGUACCCAUGAAAUCUAUAUAAAUGCAUACAAUAGGAAGCUUCUCUUAUGCUGGCGAGCAAAUAUUGACAUUCAAUUUGUUUUGGAUCCCUAUGCUUGCGCAACUUACGUUGUUAAUUACAUAAGCAAGUCAGAUCGAGGCGUGUCGAAAAUUUUGCGCCAAGUUAGUAAAGAAAUUAGGGAAGGCAAUUUUAGUUUGAAAGAACGCUUAAGCUUAUUUGCCAAUGCUUUUGCAAAAUCCUCGGAAGUUUCCGCUCAAGAAGCCGCCUGCUGUUUAUUAAAAAUUCCAAUGACACAAAGUUCACGUGAUGUCACAUUUAUCAAUACAAAUCGACCUGAUGACAGGGGUGGGCAUUUGCAUUGCAUGCCCACCCUGGCAUUUUACAGGGUGGGCAUUGCCCACCCUGCCCAUGCCGUGGCUGCGCCUAUGUACUUAACUAAGAGGGCAAAUUCUCGGAUUAUCAGAUAUCGGAGAAUCGGCUUGUAUCAAGGUCCGGAUAAUUUUUAUCGGGAACAACUUAUGCUAUAUGUACCAUGGCGAGAUGAAAACAAAGAUCUUCUUGAUAUUGAUCAUGUUAAGGUGUACCAAAACCGCCUGGGUGUGAUUACACAAAAGCGCCAAAUAUAUGACCCGGGUUUUCCUGAAACCGAGCUGGAGGUAGAACUCACUAGGGCACAGGAAGACGACGAAGUUUUUGAAAAUGAUUUGCUCGAUCAUAAUCCAGUCGAUUUCAUAGCGGAAGACCAAGAUUUUGCUAUUGAGUUAGGGGAUUCAACUUCGAAAUUUAUGUCUAUUCGUCCCCCAAAGUUAAUACCAACAGAAGAUUACCUCCAGUUACUGAGAACUUUGAACGAAUGUCAGAGGAAAUAUUUAUUGAAUCUUUUGCAUAGUUUGAAAGCGCGAUCUGGGCAAAAUUUCCACAUAAUUCAUGGGCAGGCAGGUGUAGGAAAGAGUAGAUUAAUUCAUGCAAUCGUUCAAUGUAUAUUAAGGAUAUUGGAGGAAGAACCUGGAUUUAGUGGUGAAGCCAUUCCCGUGCUAGUUGCAGCAGCAACGGGCAAAGCUGCAUUUAAUGUUUCUGGCAUGACUUUGCACUCUGCUUUUAGACUCCCGCCAAGUCAGUACGGAGGAAAAAUGGCUCCACUCGAUCAUGGAGACUUUUACCAGCUUAGUCCAGUUUUUGGGCAAUUUGUUUUCGAAGAGAGCAAGGAAAUUUUAGGACCGAUAAUUGGUAAUCCACUCUGGGAAAGAUUUCGCCUAUUUGAGCUCAAGGAAAUCAUGCGGCAAAAAGAUGACGCCAAGUUUGCAACUGCAUUAAACAGACUGUCAAUAGGAAUGCUUGAGGAAGAAGAUAUUGAAAUGUUCAAGAGUAGAGAAAUCAGAAGAAACUUAGUUGUCCCAGAUGACGCAACGUGGUUAUUUUACAGCAACGCUGAUUGUGAUAACUUUAAUCGUGAAGCGAUAAAUCGAGCAAAGGGUCCAUUGUUCAAUUCAUAUGCCAUAGACAGAGUUCAGGGUGGAAAGAUACGGGAGUCCCAAAAAGCAAUGUUAGAGUCUGCCGAAUAUUUAAGUUUACAACAAACCGGCGGAAUGCCUUACCAUGUUGCUUUAAGAGUCGGCCUUCGUUAUAUGAUUACAACCAACAUUGACGUAAGUCAUGGAUUGUUUAAUGGUGCCACAGGUAAACUAAUGGGUGUAAUUGAGAAGCCCUUAACCAGUGGAGGGAAGGCAGUUAAAGUUGUAUUCAUGGAAUUCUCCGAUAAAUUGGUGGGGCAACUGGCAAGAUCAAAUAAUCUAGAAUUGCUCAAGCAAUUAGCAAUUCCGUUGCAUUGGACUCCAGUCUUCUCAGAGACAAAAGCAUUAAAUAGUUUUGGACGUUAUCAAGGAAUGGAAAUUGUUCGCCGUCAAAUUCCUUUAGUUGCUGCCAAUGCCAUUUCCAUCCAUAAAUCACAGAGUCUGUCAAUUCCAAACACGGUCGCAAAUAUUCCAACUCGAGGAUUAAGAAGGGAUGCAAUUUAUGUAGCUAUGAGUCGGGCGCCUUCUUUAUCAGGAUUAUUUAUUGGUGGGACCUUCAAUGCCCCACGUGCAAUCGACACCUUAAGACAUCCUGUGGCUUUAGAGCUCUCCAGAUUGCGAAAAUUACCAUUUCCAUAUUCGCUUAGAUAUUUACCAGAUCAGGAAGAUCCCAAUAAAAUCGUAUUCCACAACAUUCAAUCUUUCCGAGCACACUGUGACGAUAUUCUUGCUGACAAAAAUUAUAUGGCAUCUGAUAUUCUGUGCUUUUGUGAAACUCGGACAUUGGUAUCAGACAUGGUUGAGCUGCCAGGAUUUUCUAUUUUGCAUCGGAUAGACUCACCGACUAUCCAGUCCUCUAUUGGAACACUUGUGCUUAGAAGUGACUCAUACUCUCCAAUCAUAUCAGAUUUUCAAUACUCACAGGGCAAUUUAAGUUUCAAUAAACAUUUUCAAAUAGUUCAAUGGAGACAGAACAAUGUUAGAAUUUGUAUGCUAUACCGUAGUCCUCAGUACAGUACGCUGACUUUUCUACAGGACAUAAGAAAUCUUCUGAUUAGCACCAAGAACACGCCAGUGAUCGUUUUCGGUGACUUCAACCUGAAUUUCCUAGCCCAGGAUGGAUGUCAAAUGAAGCAGAUUUUUUAUUCAAUGGGGCUCCGAUUAAUAACUCCAGCUGAAUAUAGUACGGAUGGAAAUACAUCAAUUGAUGCAUGCUUUUCUAACAUACAGGGUGUUUCUGCUUGGUUCUAUGAAAGCUAUUGUAGCUAUCAUAAACCAAUUUGUGUGACAUGGCCAGAUGAUAUAGCUAUAUUGUCAUCAUUAGAAUCAGUAACUUGUCCCAUAGAGACCGAACUAAUGGAGGUAGGUGUUAGCGAUAAUGAAAUCUGUCUGGAAACAGAGGAUUCGGAAAUGGACGUAGAUAGCGAAAAUUUGUUUGUAGACGGUGUAAUUUUAGAACCAAUCCCUUCAAUUCAUCUCGGCAUUCAAAAUUUAGGCAAUACAUGCUACAUUAACGCGAUUUUACAUUUAAUAUACGAUUCUCCUUCCAUUCAAGAAUUUCUUAAAAUCAGUGAAGAUCGUUUAUCUCGUUGUCUAACGGGUUUCCUCCACGCAUUAGUCACCCCAGUUCCACUUGGUCAACUUAGAACUACCAGACUAGAGUUAGUUGAAUGCAUGCCAUCAUACCCAAUUGGAAUGCAAGACGACCCCCAUCUAUUUCUUCUUGACAUCUUGCAGAACUUAAGCAACUCUGGGUUAUCUCUAGAAGAAUAUGUUUCCACAAUAGAAACUGAGGUUGCGUGUUACUGA